AUGGAGGCCGUCAAAGCCUUUAACAAUGAGCUGUACUCAUUGAACGAGUACAAGCCGCCAAUCUCCAAGGCCAAGAUGACCCAGAUCACCAAGUCUGGAAUCAAAGCUAUAAAAUUCUACAAGCAUGUUGUCCAGAGUGUAGAGAAGUUUGUUCAAAAGUGCAAACCCGAAUACAAGGUCCCUGGGCUGUACGUCAUCGACUCAAUUGUCAGACAGUCACGGCAUCAGUUUGGCACAGAGAAGGAUGUUUUUGCCCCACGCUUCAGCAAGAAUAUCAUCACAACGUUCCAGCACCUCUACCGCUGCCCUUCAGAUGAUAAGAGUAAGAUAGUGCGAGUCCUGAACCUGUGGCAAAAGAAUGCGGUCUUCAAGAGUGACAUCAUCCAGCCUCUGUUGGACAUGGCAGCAGGGAUUGCCCCUCCCAGCAUCACACCUGUAAUGCCCAGUGCUGCUCCAGUCAAUAACACUACACCUGGCACCCCAGCUACUCCGGCUACCCCAGCUAACAUAGUCCAGGGUCUGCCUGAUUGGGCUUCCCAGAUUACCAACACAGACACUGUGGCUGCUGUGGCACAGAUCCUACAGAGUCCCCAGGGACAACAGCUGCAGCAGCUGGUACAGAGUCUACAAAUGCAGCAGCAGAAGCCCCAGCCAUCCCUGCUGCAGGCCUUGGAUGCUGGCCUGGUGGUGCAGUUGCAAGCUCUGACAGCUCAACUCACUGCGGCCGCGACUGCCAACAGCCUCAACCCCCUGGAGCAGAGGGUCUCCUCUUUUAAUAAGAAGCUUCUGGGUCCUUUUGAUUUUGGGAAUGAUUCUGAACGUGGUGAAGAAUCCAAAAAGGACUCCUCAUCUCAACUGCCCAUGGUGUCAGAGCCCAUCAACAGCUCCAUCUUCCAUCAGCUGGCUGAGCAGCUACAACAGCAGAACCUGGAACAGUUUCAGAAGCAGCUUUUAGAGCACCAGCAGCACCAACAGAAGGCAAUGAGCAUGGAAGGGCAGGACUCAAUCUUUGGGCAAGAGAACUCGACUGCUCAGAGCAGCAGCCAGUCACAGCUUCCUGAGCAAGAUAACAAGGUGGAUGACUCCAUGGACAACCAACAGCAGGACAUGGAUCUAGAUGAGGGCCUGGACGGUAUGGAGGAGGAGAUCUUUGAGGCAGAGGAGAAGAAGAAUGUAAGCACCCGCUCCAGAACACGCUCAAGGUCACGCUCUAGGUCUCCCAAAAGGAGAAGGUCCAGGUCCCGCUCUGGGUCACGGAAACGGAAACACCGCAAGCGAUCACGCUCACGCUCCCGAGACCGCAAGAGGAAGUCAUCACGAUCUUACUCAAGUGAAAGACGCGCCCGAGAACGAGAGAAGGAGCGGCAGAAGAAAGGACUGCCUCCCAUACGAUCCAAGACUCUAAGUGUGUGCAGCACCACUCUGUGGGUGGGCCAGGUGGACAAAAAGGCCACUCAGCAAGACCUCACCAACUUAUUUGAAGAGUUUGGCCAGAUUGAGUCUAUCAAUAUGAUCCCUCCCAGAGGCUGUGCCUACAUCUGUAUGGUCCACAGACAGGAUGCGUACCGCGCCCGCCAGAAACUCAGCACUGGCUCUUUUAAGAUUGGCUCAAAAAUCAUCAAGAUUGCAUGGGCUCUGAACAAGGGGGUAAAGCAGGAGUACAAGCAGUUUUGGGAUGUGGACCUAGGCGUCACUUACAUACCUUGGGAGAAGGUGAAGCUGGAUGACCUGGAUGACUUUGCUGAGGGAGGAAUCAUUGACCAGGAGACUGUUAAUGAUGAGUGGGAAGCAGCAAAGAAUGUGGAGCCAGCCAAGGAAGUUACAAGUCAACCAGUAAGCACUGAGACUACAGCAGCAUCCAACACCCAGACUGAGAGCUACAACCAGCAGGUCACCAUGAUGCCUGUACAGCUUCCAGUGGCCCAGGCUGUUCCAAAUGCAGUAGGUUUGGUGCCUCCUACCUUCCCUGUUACCAUGGGCAUACCCCCACCAGGCUACGGACCACCACCACCCUUUAUAAGGGCUGGAUUCAAUGCCUCACAGCCUCCGCCAGGUUUUAUGCAGGCAGCACAGACAGCAGCCAUGGCCUCCGCAGCAGCUUCUCUAGUGCAGUCUUCAGUGGCAACCAGCCAAGAAGCUGUCAAGGAAUCACCAUUCAGUGCUAUGAUUCCUCCGACCAGCACUAUGCCUGGCGGCUUCAUGGCCGGUGUGUUUAACCCAGUGGGAAUCCAAACUCAUCAAGCCAAUGAGAAAACAUCACAGUCGGCAGAGAGCAUGGAUGCUGCUGCAGAGCUUACACUGCAAGGCAUGCAGAAUGCAGUCCGCAGUGGGAUGGGUCUCCUUGGUAUGCACCCCACAGCUUCGCUCACCCACCAGCUGCAUCAGUCUGGUCUGACUGGGCAGAGAAUGCCUGGCCUGCUACCUCUGGAUGUGCGACCUAACCUCCUGCAACCUGGGGCUGCCGCCCGCUUCCCACUUAUCAUGCAGCAUGGGCCCAUCCAGCAAGCUGCUGGCCUCCUUGAGAGUUCCCUCCAGGCUCAAGCUCGUGCCAGGGCUCCCUUCUCUCAGCUUGACCCCUUUAACAGGGCCCCCAACCUUACCAAUGAAAAUGUAUCCAAGACAGAAGCUAAGUCUCCCUCUGGAGCUGACGAGGGCAAAGACCAGGACUACCGCUUCCCUCCAAUGGAAAAGCCGAGCACAGGCCUGCUGAGGACCCCUCCACCAGAGCAUAGGGAGCCCCUUGGAGGUGGCGGAGGAGCAGGAGGUGGUGGGGGAGGCAGGCCUCCCUUGCUCCAGACGCCAGGGGCUCAGCCAGCCAGAACCAGCCUAGUGGGACGUCUGCAGGCUCUUGCAGGAUUUACUCCUGACAGCCGUUGGAACCAGACCAGAGGUGACUUUGAUGAAAGGGAUGCCAUGCGAGGAGGCCUACAGGCCUCAGGCGGUCCAAAAGGCUUCCAGGAGGAGCGGCCCACACCUGGGCAGAACUUCCCCAGCCGCUUUGAGAGCCGUCCUGGGACAGUAGGAGGAGGAUCAGCAGCAGCAGCAGCUGGAGUUUCGGGCAAUACGGGAGCUGUUGGGGGGCCACAAGCCUGGAACCGAAGUGGUGGUGCCGCAGCCCCCUUUGACAGCGAACUACAUCAAGACCUAGAUGAGCGAAGACGCCCAUGGGACAGGCAAAGAGACCGAGAUGAAAGAGAUUUUGACUUUAGGAGGGAGAUAAAUGGCAACCGCCACAGCCGAGAGAGAGAGCGGGAACGCGAGAGGGAGAGAGACAGGGAGCGAGGCAGAGACCGCCCCAGAGAGCAUGAACGCGACAGAGACCGCGACAAAGAGAGAGACCGCGAGAGGGAACGUGAACGUGGGAGCUGGACACCUCUUCUCCCUCUGCCUACACCUUUGCUUCCAACUCCACCUCUUAAUCCCAAUCUGACCCUGAACCACGGCAAACUGCUUGGACCACUCAAAUUAAACCCCCAGAUUCACCCACGAUUCCAGUCCCCACUCCUGCCUCAAGCUCAGGCCAAACCCUCUCUCUUGGGUCUGAAUCAGCCACUGCCUCAGGUUCAGAAGUCUCCACCUCAAUCACAGAGUGAGGCAGCCGUGCCUGAUCCCCAGUCAGAAAACCCAGCUCUGUCUGAGACACCUCAGGCACAGUCACCACCCUCAGUCCAAUCAUCUGACCUGUCAUCUGACAACAAUGGUCAGAGCUCAUUGAAUGAGGCUCCCACCCAGGCCGUGUCAUCACCACAACCUGAGACCCCUCCACAAACAGAAUCACCAUCUCAGUCCCCGUCCCCAGCCCAGUCCCCCUCCAACACCACUGCUUCUCCAGAAACUGAGGCCCCAAACCAAGCCUCACCGCUGGUUAAGGCCUCAUCCCAGGAUUCACCUGUGGCCUUCACACAAGCUGACAGCCCCCCUGAAGAGACUCACUCUCUGGAGGAGCUGGAAAGCCCACAGAAGGAUGAGGAAGAGUCACAAGAAAGUGCCUCCUCAACCCAACCCCAGUGGGUCAAUGGAUCUGGGAUGGACAAUAACACUGUGGCUGAAUCUACACCUGAGGCCUCUCCUGAGGCCUCUCCUGAGCUCUCUCCUGAGCCCACUGAAGAACCCUCUCCUGAUUCUGUGCUCCCUGAAAGUGAACCGGAGCAGCUUGCUUCUCCUGAGGACGUAGACAAUGAACAGAGUGAGCCCAUGGAGGAAGCUACGAGUCAGCCAGUGGUAGACACUGUCACAGACACUGAGGGGACAUAAUCAUCACUCAGUAGGUAAAAGAUCAUUUUGUAAAGUUGUCUCUUCUUAUCUGUACUCAUUUCAGCAAACCACCACCACAUGGGACAUGGUGAAUACUGGCUCACAUCAGUUAUUGUCUUAUAACCAAUAACAAAUGAUUUUAUCUCAUGAUUUUAUCUCUCACAAAUACCAGUGUACUUAAAUAGAAGGCUCAAUAGCUGAUUUAUUGAUAGACAAUUUUUUUGUGUUUUUAUUUCCUUUUUUAAGUUGUAAUGCCACCCCACCCAUUUUAAUUAAUCUAAACUCGGCGAAUUUUAUUGAAUUGCCUUCCAAAAUGUUUCAAUUGUAUAAGGGGAAAAUGCGCUUUGACCUUCCUAUGGAAGAGAGUAAAACAUCCUGGCUGUUCAACAAUGGAUUGAAUACAGUUACACACAAUACUUGAAAAAGGCAGUUGCUGGCCUCAUUUCUGUCUCCUCUUCUUUUUAAAUGCUGCUGCAAAGUUUUCAGUGAAUGCUUUUGUGGUGUCCUACAAUGCUUUCUGUUUCUACACAGAAAAACUAGCCUGCAUACAGUGAGACCAGUACAACUGCUUAUAAUUGGGGGAAAAAAGGAACAUAUUUUAAAUGAAAACAUGAAAAUGUUGUAUCCCCAAAAGAAAUGUCUGUAAUUUGUUUCCAAUUAUACAGUGAACAUAAACAUAAAAUAACAUGCCAAGGGGAAGAAAAAGAACAGGGGGAUGUUUUCAUGUUGGGUGCAUAUUGUUUUAGUUUGAAAUAAACAUGCUUUGUCUGUUUAAAAAAAAAAAAAAAAAGAAGAAGAAAAAAAAACAUGCUUUAGGACUUUUUUCUGACCCAGGACCAGUGGAAACUAAGACUGCUUUACAGACUCGUAAACAUUGUGUGCUGUCACCUCAGUCGAUUUGAUGUUCUCGUAACUCAAGUUGCUGCUAUACCAUCCAUCCACAGAGCACUUUGUUGGAUGCAACCGUGGAACUUGUAGUUUUUAGUUUCUGAUGACUUCAGCCUGUACGUUUCCCUAAGCUUUUGCUGGGUGACUGUUGAGGAUGGGAUUGUGCCUUUUUGAAUUGAUUUGUUGUUCAUGAUGCUACCCAACACUACUGUGUGAUGUACACCAGACUGUGCGUGCAACUCAGUUUCAGACAGCUCUAUGAACACAAUGCUACCUGCACAGAAUUGACUGGCCUACCGUUUGAAUGGUAGCUGGUUGGGGUGUAACGGCACACACAAGUCACGGUUCGGUAUGUACCUUGUUUUUGGGGUCAUGGUUCGGUAUGUUUUUGGUACAACAAGGGAAAACAAAACCAAUGCAGUAAAUAACGUUUUUUAAUUUAUUUUAAAAAGUAUUAUGAUUCAACAGUGGCUCAUUAAGGCAUUCAAAUACUGGCAUUUUUUUAACAAGAAAAUAUAAAUAACUAAAAUAAAUAAUGAAUCAUGAAUGUGGUAAUGCGCCAUUAUAAGACUCUGACCUGUAAUUCCUGGACUGGGCUGCUGCUUGCGUCUACGACAAAGUACAGUUGUAUAUUUGCAACAAUGAACACUCCAUAGCGUUAGUUAUUACAUUUGCACAGCCAAUAUAGGCAGUGGGGGGGUUGUCUGAGAGCGGUGGGGAGAAGGACUUGCCUUCCAGUGUAUUCACAGACAUACCCAACGCUACAUGAGCAAUGUCGGCAAAGAGUUUCACACAAAUCAAUCUCAUUGAGCUUAAUUAACCCAGCUAACUGGGCUAAGCUGACUAGCAUGCUACAUCUUAUAGACCGCAACUAGUGCACUGCCAAAACUUUCCAGGUAAAAUUUGCACUUCACAAUUUCUGUUCAGCAUGUGCGAGUAGUAGACAGAGACUAUUUUGACGUGUUUGGGUCACAAGACUUACUGAAGCAAUGUUGCAUACCGAACGUUCAGGACGAAUACACAUACCGUUACAGCCCUAGUAGUUGGCCGGUUUGUACAGCACUCAGAGAACAAGUCUAUAUACUCCAUCGUUCUGUGCAUGCUGGCCUAGAGCCAUGUUUUAAUCUUCUUGUUUCCCUUUUGUCAUUUCAUACUUGUAGUGGUUUUCUGUUGAGACAUACUACUAGAAAUCCAUAGUCUGCUGUUCUCUCAGACCAAAUGUCUACUACAGGAGUUGUGAUGUUGAAUAAAAGUUGAAGGUGCAUCAGA
Molecule: messenger RNA, 6411 nt
Organism: Etheostoma spectabile (orangethroat darter)
Lineage: Eukaryota; Metazoa; Chordata; Actinopteri; Perciformes; Percidae
Gene: scaf8
Product: SR-related CTD-associated factor 8
Exons: 20
Coding region: 1-4254 (1417 amino acids)
Cellular component (GO): nucleus
Molecular function (GO): RNA binding
Source: RefSeq, a predicted model, not a curated record